Messenger RNA from Sclerotinia sclerotiorum 1980 UF-70, 306 nucleotides. RefSeq lists its product with no specific name. The transcript is spliced from 2 exons. NCBI's taxonomy places the organism in Eukaryota, Fungi, Ascomycota, Leotiomycetes, Helotiales, Sclerotiniaceae. The record is from RefSeq and is a predicted model, not a curated record. Bases 1 to 306 code for a protein of 101 amino acids.
AUGGAUCAGUAUACCAGACAAGGUCCAGGAUCCAGGGUCCCUUUCUUCAUCAUUCAUAUAUCUUUGGAAAGUCGGGAUGGUGGCGCGUCUAGGGUCUUUCGGAUUGGAUCUUUGACUUGUCAGAUAGGUAUUCUUGAUCAGGGUAUAAAAGAAUCCACGAACGAGAUGUUUUUACUAUGCGUCGAGAACCAUAGAAAACUUUACACAUUUGAUCAGUUGCAGAAGACGUUGGCCAAUGUGAUGGAAUGUCCUCUCAUGGAUAGAAGAUUCUUCUCUUGGCUAUGGCCCUAUCUUCCGAUUUUUUGA